Molecule: messenger RNA, 1752 nt
Organism: Colletotrichum phormii
Lineage: Eukaryota; Fungi; Ascomycota; Sordariomycetes; Glomerellales; Glomerellaceae
Product: kinesin motor domain-containing protein
Exons: 2
Coding region: 1-1752 (583 amino acids)
Biological process (GO): microtubule-based movement
Molecular function (GO): microtubule motor activity; microtubule binding; ATP binding
Source: RefSeq, a predicted model, not a curated record
AUGCCGGCUCUCUACUCGUCUGCUUCUACCCCGUCUCUGCGGUCGCACGAUGGACCGGUCAGAAUGGACGGGGGAGGCAAUGUUCGAGUCGUUGUCCGAGUGCGGGCGUUUCUGCCCAGAGAAAUCGAGCGUGGUGCCGAGUGCCUAGUGGAGAUGGACCCCAUCACACAGCAAACGACGCUUCUCGUGCCCAACGACAACGACCCUGCGAAUGCGAAAGCAAAGUCGAGAAAGAUUAUCGAGGAGAAGAACUUCACAUUCGACAACUCUUUCUGGAGUCAUGACCUCAGUGACAAGUAUUACGCCCACCAGGAAGACGUCUACAACAGUUUGGGCGAGGAGUUCCUCGACCACAACUUUGAGGGCUACCACACAUGCAUCUUUGCCUACGGUCAAACGGGUUCCGGAAAGAGUUAUACAAUGAUGGGUACGCCAGAUCAGCCGGGCUUGAUCCCUCGAACGUGCGAGGAUCUCUUCGAGCGAAUCGAGUCUGCGCAGAAUGAGACGCCCAACAUUUCCUACAACGUUCGGGUGUCAUACUUUGAGGUCUACAACGAGCACGUCCGCGAUCUGCUUGUUCCGGUUGUGGCUAACCAGCCGCCGUACUAUCUCAAAAUCAGGGAGUCGCCGACGGAGGGUCCAUACGUGAAGGAUCUGACCGAGGUGCCUGUCCGCAACCUCAACGAGAUCUUGCGAUACAUGACGAUGGGAGAUAGAUCGAGAACCGUGGCCAGCACCAGAAUGAACGACACAAGUAGUCGCAGUCACGCAGUAUUCACAAUCAUGCUCAAGCAAAUCCACCACGAUAUGGAAACGGACGAGACAACGGAGCGGAGCUCGCGUAUUCGGCUGGUCGAUCUGGCUGGCAGUGAACGUGCCAAGGCAACCGAGGCAACAGGCCAGCGGCUCCGCGAAGGCAGCAAUAUCAACAAGUCGCUAACGACCCUCGGCCGAGUGAUAGGAGCGCUCGCCGAUGCCAAGGCGGGUUCGAGGAAACGCAGCAAGGACGUCGUUCCGUACCGAGACUCGAUUCUCACGUGGCUGUUGAAGGACUCGUUGGGAGGCAACAGUAAAACGGCAAUGAUUGCUUGCAUCGCGCCGUCGGAUUACGAGGAGACUCUGUCGACGCUUCGCUACGCAGAUCAAGCCAAGCGCAUCCGUACGCGCGCGGUUGUCAACCAGGACCAGAUCUCGUCGGCGGAGCGCGAUGCCCAAAUCGCAGCCAUGGCGGACGAGAUUCGAGCCCUUCAGCUGUCUGUAUCGGAAUCGCGCCGGCGGGAGAAGGAUACCAAGGACCAGGAGGAGAAGCUCGAGGAGUACCAGAGCCACGUGGCCACGAUGCAGCGCAUGAUGGAAGAGCGCAGUCUCGUCGCCGAAGGCAAGAUCCGCAGCCUGCAAACGGAGAACGAGGCGCUGCGGCUUCAUCUCAAGCUCGCGCUCGAGAGCCUCAAGAACCCGAUCCCGGCCGUCACGAUUAAGCCGCCGGAGGCCGAGGAAGCGGAGACCGAGGCUCAGAGGGCCAAGUCGAAGAGUCCCGAGGGCAAGGAGAAUGGCGAGGAUGCCGAGUCAUUGUACGACGACUCGGACGACACGGCGUACGACUCGGACGUUAUGGAGGAUAAUGCCAGCGACAUGCAGGAGUACAUGCGCAGCCUGCUGAGCGAUCUAGGCAUGUUCCGGAGGAAGAUUGGAGACGACAAGGAGCGCUGGGUCGGCGAGGCGCCGCCUGCGGGCAGCAAGAUGAACUUCUAG